CGGCGAGGAGCAGGGCAACGGGGGGACAUGUUAACGUAGGGACCAGGCACCUGGCUAACCCCCAGCCACUUGCCCAACUGCCGUGUCCCGGCACAGCUCCCGUCCUGACCAUGGAUCCGACCCCGGAGAUGAAGAGGAAUAGGUUCCCCAGCAUGAACUUUGAAGCAGAGAUUCUGACAGCUUCACAUGAUAAUUCAGAGCUAUACGUGAUCCCUUCCAUGAGAAGUCUCACGGCUGAGGAGUAUGUAGAGGCCUUUAAGUCAUUUUUGGAUCAUUCAACAGAGCACCAGUGCAUGGACCAGUUCAACAAGGAAGCAAUGCCCAACAUCAUGGCUGGUCUCGGCAAUGGAAAAUCGACUAUAAAUGUUCUGGGAGUUGGAAGCGGCACAGGUGAGCAGGAUUUGAAAAUGAUCAGGAUACUGCAGGCUGCGCACCCAGGGGUCCUUAUUGACAAUGAAAUCAUAGAGCCCAACCCACGGCAUGUGGCAGCUUACAAAGAGUUGGUGAAUCAAGCUCCAGACCUGCAGAACGUCUCUUUUAUUUGGCAUCAGUUCACUUCCUCGGAGUACGAACAACAGAUGAAAGAGAAAGGUGCACAUAAGAAAUUUGACUUCAUCCAUAUGAUCCAGAUGCUGUACCGUGUGGAGGAUAUUCCCAAUACCAUCAAGUAUUUCCACAGUUGCCUUGACCAUCAUGGUAAACUCCUGAUCAUAAUAUUAUCAGACAGUAGCGGAUGGGCCAGCUUAUGGAAGAAGUACAGGCACUGCUUGCCUUCCACCGACAGCGGCCACUACAUCACCUCCAACAGCAUCACAGACGUUUUGAAGAGACUGGGUGUUGAAUACCACGUUUAUGAGUUCCCGUCGGGCUGGGAUAUCACCGAGUGCUUUAUUGAGGGGGAUCCAGUUGGAGGCCACAUGAUGGAUUUCCUGACGGGGACAAAAAACUUCCUGGGCACGGCCCCCCCGGGGCUGCGGCAGCGGCUGCAGGAGGCUCUUUGCCAGCCUGAGUGCAGCAGCAAAAAGGACGGGAGGAUCAUCUUCAGCAACAACUUGAGUAUGAUUGUGGUUGAAUCCUAGAGUACGGACCAACUGCAGAAGACAAGUUAGCGUGGGUAUAGGGGCGUUGCAGUCACAGAAGGGCGUAGUGUAGACAGAAGGCAGCUUGCAGGCAAGAAGGCAAAAAGUAGGGCUCAGCCACAGCAUCCAUUCCCAGUCAGGGUCAGCAGACUGCAACACCAGGGAUGAGCUCUUUGUCCCAGUGAGGUCAAUGGGGCCAAGAUUUCAGUCUGGCUAUUUAGUCCAGCCCUAGGAGAAUGUUUUCCAGGAAGUAAAGAGUUCUAUCUCACUAAAAGCCUACAUGGACUUUUUCUUUCUUUUUUUUUUUUUUUUUUCUUUUAAUGGUGUGCAUCUUGUCUGUGCUUUUGACACUGGGGUUUCCACUUUUCUAUAUAGCCAGCAUGUUUACAUACCUAAAGACAUGUUUAUAUGACUAGGCCCUGCUUUGUAGCUGGGAGGAGGCUGCAGCCCCCAUGUCGCCUGCGUACAGACCCACUGCUUCCAGCCGUGCCAGGACAAAGCAAGGUGUCCCUGCUGCUUUGCACCCAAGUAACGCGCCUCACUGCACCCAGACCUGAGCUGUAAGUUGCUCUGCACUAGGCUAUUUCCUACAAAUUUUAUCAGUGUAGGUAUUUACUGCCCUAAAGGUCCCAGCACCUCACAAUAUAAACAUGUCUUAAAAAUUUAUCAGCCUUUUUGUUUGGAGAAUUUUUUGGAUCACAGGAUGAUACUUGCCCUGUGCUCUUUCAGGCAGAUAUUAAUUUUGUUACUUUCUUACUACUGUUUUUCUCCAUAUAAAAUAAAAUCAACUUUAAACCAAAAAAGUCACAUCUUGUUUUGCACAUGUGGGCUUGCAGAAAAUGAAGAGCUAAGAGGUUAUUUAGUUACAUGAAAAAAAGAUGCAAAAUACCAUUUUAUGGAAGCAUUAAGGGUUUCUUGUAAGUGAGAAUGAUGGGCCUGAGGAUGUGGAAGAGCUGGCAGUGAGCUGCAGUUUUUUCUUGUGCUGCAGCCAUGGGAGGCAGCUUGGCUCACUUGAAGAAGCAUCGCUACAUCACAAUAAAACAGCAUCUACUUUAAUUAAAUAUAUGUGGUUAAGCUGUUAAUAUAGGUAAGUUAAGACUAUUUCCACAGGGUCCUGAGUUGUUCAGAGGGUUAAAGGAGGUGCUGCCAGGGCAGCCGGCUGGAAAGGGAGAUCCUGCACAGGACACCAGUGGGGUUGGGCACUGCAUUUAGGGCUAUGGUUCUGUGCAGACCUUGGGCUGGGCACAUGGGAGGAAAGGGCCUGAAGUCCCACUGGCUUCAUUGCAAACAGCGUCCACCUCUAUAAACUGAUUUUUCCAUGCUUAAGCUGGAAAGCACAUGCCCUUGUGCACCUGAAGGGGCUCAGGUAUCGCUGUCUCACUGAUGCCUGGUAUUGAUCAAAAGGCUUGUUCCAACAUCACAAACACAUGGGUUGGCACAUCAACUUGCGACAUAUUAGAUGUCACUAUCACCCAGAGUCCUGCUGAUCCCACUAAACCUACCCCACCCCCCACACCGUCUAUCUGCCUGGAUGCAGUUACUGACAGAGGUAACAGUGCUCCUGUCUGAAAAGGUAAUGUCACCUCAUGGAGUCAUUGUGGCUCCACUUUGUUUGUUUGUUUUUUUUCUCUUUGCUUUUUAGUUUGUUUUGUUUGGGGUUUUUCAUAUCUUUUUGAAAUGCAGCCAUUUCUCCUGCAGAUGUUUCCUGUGAAACUACUGUAAAGGAAAAAAGAGAAAAGCAACGGGAAAACGCUAGUGGAACAUCGUCCCUCUGGCAGGACUGCAGCACCCUGGUCUGGCUGCUACGGACUGGACGGCACCUGCUUCACCAUAGAGUCACCACCUUCUUGGUCUCAUGAAGGAGUAAAAGCAGGGUGAAGAAGGAAACCAGCAAGGAGGACAAACAACCCUUACAAGCCCCAGUGCCAAUGGCCUGGAAGACAAGAGGUGGGCACCGGGAGCUGGCUAGGAGAGGCUCCCUAACGUUACAAGGGGAAGAGAUGGAGGAAAAUUUUUUUCCAUCACACGCUUCAGUUCCCUGGGGAGAAACAUAUGAGCUCAUCAUGGUGACACCAAGUAUGUUUCCAGCUGACAGUUAACAGUUGGCAAAGCAGAACUGGCUUGGAAGUCCAACCGUGACAGUUUUUCACUUCUUUUCCUUGUGCUUUGGAGAUCUCAAGAGGGAAAGUGCCAGAGAGGGGAAAAAAAAUGUGAAAGUUCAAAUGAAGCAGGAGGUGCCAGACUAAAACAAAUCCGGGGGAAGAAAAACAUCAGAAAAAUUGGUAAGAAGGUUUUUUAAACCAUAUAUUUAUGAUGUGUCAGUUCUUUCAUAAAAUCAGGAGCUCCUGUUAAACUGCAAUUAGAACUGGUUCUACAUAGCUGAAAGUGUGAGACCAUCUCCAAAUGAGGGCACCUGAAAUUAGCUGUCUAGUACUUACUUCUAUUUUAGGAACUCAUUCUAGUGAUCUGAUUUUCACAGAUGCUGGUGAGCAUUUUUGCAGCCUUGAAAAACGAAAACGUGCCUGAAAAUUAGGACUUAAGUUGAUAAACUGAAAUACCCAAAUUUUGAAUGUUGACUACUGCAACUUACCCACUGCUAUAAAAUGAUUCAGUGACAGGAUCAUAAAUAGCAAUUUUAAGUCCUCUCCAUCUCCAAUCUAACCAGCAAAAGAAAAGAUAUUGAAUGAGGGCAAUGGACCUAAUAGCUGUGUAGAAAUAAUUUUCCAACUGCUACACAUUUUUGGGGUCAUGAUAAAAUUAGCCACUUUGAAUUUGUGCAGCCCAGUUUUAUACCUCAAAUGGAGAACUGGGAUAAUUUUUGAGCACUACAAGCAUCUAAUGCUUCUUAGUCCCUGUGGCAAGAAGGAAUAGGUUUUUAAAGUGCACUUUAUUAAAUAUGGUUGCAGAAGAGCCAGUGUAUCCAGGCUAGUGUAUCCAGGUAAU
Messenger RNA from Athene cunicularia (burrowing owl), 4022 nucleotides. Its product is annotated as carnosine N-methyltransferase 2. The transcript is spliced from 10 exons. Lineage: Eukaryota; Metazoa; Chordata; Aves; Strigiformes; Strigidae. The record is from RefSeq and is a predicted model, not a curated record. Gene Ontology annotation, molecular function: N-methyltransferase activity. The coding region runs from base 111 to 1079 and encodes 322 amino acids.